Molecule: messenger RNA, 1881 nt
Organism: Phytomonas sp. Hart1
Lineage: Eukaryota; Euglenozoa; Kinetoplastea; Trypanosomatida; Trypanosomatidae
Source: the annotation of a GenBank genome assembly
AUGAAUGAUGAAAAUAUUUCACAAGAAAAACUACAGGGUAUCAGGUCCACAAUCCACCAAUUUUUAUCUCGUGCUAACGUUUACUCAUCCAUUCGAGAUAUAGUUGAUUCAUAUGUGGCGGAAUCUGAGGGAAAGGAAAUUACCCCUAAUGAUGCUAACGAGUUGAUGCAAGUCAUAAAGGAAAAAGGCGUUUUACAGCAGCUAUUAAAACAAGUGCAAGGUGAAAUAUCUUUGAAGAAUCAAUCAAAAACGGUUGAGGCAUUGCAAAAUAUUGCUUCAGAUGAGUACUUUCUCCAUGUUCGUCUGAAUGGAGGAAAAGCUUUUCUAGACAAUUUAAACAUACCACACUUAUCUUUGGAAAGAUACUUCAUGUUUGUAGGCUUGCAGUUUGGUGAUCAACGAUUCUGUUCUUUGCCGAAGGAGUGCGGCAGUAACCCUAAGUUCACUGAUGAUUUCCUUCUUGUUCUUGAUGCAUCUCGUUUAGGGUUUCCACCGGAGGAUCUGAUGGAGAUUUCUACACCGUUUCAUAUUGCAGUUUUUCGUGAGGACAGUUCACUGGGCGUUUCAGAGGUUAUUGGAGAGAAUAUCAUUGAUUGGAGGAAAGUUUUAAAAACUGGAUAUCUUAGCUUAACAGUUGAGCUCUGUGGCCAAAAUUCGGGCAUACCUGCUGGAAUUUUACAAAUGCAGCUUGAAUUAGUUUCACAAAAAAAGAUUUCAUACAGUGAAAAUGAUAUAAUUUCAAGGCUUGAUAGGCAACGGGAGACUAUCACUGCAGCGGAUCGUGAAUUUCUUGUUUAUGCCCGUCGAUGGUGGUAUGAGUACACACUGAACAAAGAAAUGAAAAAACGGAAAGUGAAGCUAUUUGCUAACACAAUGAGUGGCCGAAUGGUUCCAUUGACACAUUUUGUUACGCCGAUUCAGUCAGUAUAUGGUCUUACUUCUCCGUUCAAUGCACUUCGUUUUGUAUCACUAUUAAAAGUCAUUGGGGAAGGUGAAGAAUCAUCCUUUUUUCCAAAAGGGUCCAAUGACUCAGAAACAUGGCUAUCAACUUUUAUUUUUCUUUCCCAGAAACAAGGUCAUCCUUGCAAUCAUGCAAGUUUGUUGUGCUCUCUCCUACUAGGAUUUGGCAUAGACGCCUACUGCGCAAUUGGUUCCGGGCCAAAAAAUGAAACCUCUACAUUUGUACUAUCCAGAUCUAAGACUUCUGAUGGUGUUUUUAAUGUAACUGUUUGGCAACCUGUUACUGGAGAACGUGGAAGCGUUUACGGUAAUCACCCUUUUUUAACAGUGGAUUGCGUUUUCAAUCACAGGUGCUUCUUUGGUAAUUGCCAACUUACCAAUUCUAUUCCAAACAUUUUUUUUGAUUUUGAUAAUGAGGAAUAUUGGAAGCCAAUAAAUCCACUGAAACUUAGGCUUGUACCCAAGUUUCCUAGCCCUCCUAUCCUAUACAUGCCGAUAGUCUGCCACGAACUUGAGAAAUCACUUGAAAAAAAGCUACGCUUCCUCUUGAGGCAUGACAGAGAUUUAAUUGGUCAGACAACAUAUUUUAAUGAUAAUUUAUCAUAUUUACUUGCGCAAGCCCUUGACAACUAUGAGAACCAAUGUGUCACACAAAAAGAGCAGGACUUUUCCAUAUUUGAACAGUGUGUCAAAGGGGUGCUGGGGCCAGGCAAGACAUUCAAAGCUUUGCCACUCAAUCUUUCGAAUGAAUGUGAUACUUAUUUAAUGAGUGUAUUGAAAAAAAGUGAUGUUGGUAAAGAAAUUAUCGAGACUGUUGCUGAAGACGCCAGGUUUGCACUUCGUGUGAGAGUUUUCCCAUAUCCUGAGGGUGUUAAAUCUGUUUGGGCAAUGUUUGCAGUGGAAUAUAGGUUGUUGGAAUAG